UCUCCCAUGUAUACAGACAGCUCAGUCAUCAUGGAGAGAGCGCCGCCCUUGCAGAAGGGAGGGAGAGUGCAACCUCAGGGCCACAAACUGCGCUCUCAUCCUCCCACCAGUGGGAGCAGUGUUUGUGCCAACCCGACCUACUAUCAUACUGUGUAUGACAUGAGUGAUGCAGCAUGCAAUGACUACAGCAAAGCCAAUGGAGGGGAAACCGUAGUGAUAGAUGGGACACUUUACUCUUUGAUGCCCAGUGACUCUCUGGUUCCUCCUGUCAGAAGGAGAGGAGGCCUAGUUGACCACCGUGAUGUCAUCAAAGCACACCAAUCCCAUAAAUUGCAGAGCACUCCACAGGCCCGACGAAAACAAUGGGAAAUGGCUCGGUUCGGAGACGAAGUGCCGGGCAGGUAUGGCGGUGGGGGCUCCGGUCAGGGGGGACCCGGCCGCGGCGGCAGCAGGCAGGGUGGCCCGCCAGGCGCCCAAAGGAUGUAUAAGCAAUCGAUGGCCCAGAGGGCCCGGACCAUGGCCCUCUAUAACCCAAUCCCGGUCCGACAGAACUGCCUGACGGUCAACCGCUCUCUGUUUCUCUUCAGUGAAGACAACAUAGUGAGAAAAUACGCCAAAAAGAUCACCGAAUGGCCUCCAUUUGAGUGGAUGAUUCUGACCACCAUCAUUGCCAACUGCAUCGUACUGGCUCUUGAACAACACUUACCAGAUGGAGACAAAACUCCACUGUCAGAACGACUGGAAGAUACAGAGCCCUAUUUCAUUGCAAUUUUCUGCUUCGAGUCGGGCAUUAAGAUUCUUGCACUGGGAUUUGCCUUCCACAAGGGCUCCUACCUGAGAAACGGCUGGAACGUGAUGGACUUUGUAGUGGUGCUCACUGGUAUCCUGUCCUCCGUGGGGUCAGAAUUAGACCUGCGGACAUUGCGAGCAGUCAGAGUGUUGCGGCCCCUAAAACUGGUGUCAGGAAUUCCAAGCCUGCAGGUGGUGCUGAAGUCUAUUAUGAAGGCUAUGAUUCCACUACUGCAAAUUGGCGUGCUCUUAUUCGUGGCCAUCCUUAUGUUUGCCAUCAUUGGCCUGGAGUUCUACAUGGGCAAAUUCCACCAAACCUGCUUCGACAGUAUCACAGGUGAGAUGGCUGAUGAACAGCCCUGUGGUAAGGAAUUUCCCGCACGAGUGUGUCAGAAUGGGUCGGUGUGUGAUGUGUACUGGCUUGGGCCAAACUAUGGCAUCACACAGUUUGACAACGUCCUCUUUGCCGUGCUCACUGUUUUCCAGUGCAUCACCAUGGAGGGUUGGACUGACAUGCUUUAUUACAGUAAUGAUGCCUUAGGGAGUGCUUGGAACUGGAUGUACUAUGUUCCUCUCAUCAUCAUCGGAUCCUUCUUCAUGCUUAAUCUGGUGUUGGGUGUCCUCUCGGGUGAGUUUGCCAAAGAAAGAGAGCGUGUGGAGAACAGGAGCGAGUUCCUCAAGCUCAAACGUCAGCAGCAGAUUGAGAGAGAGCUCAAUGGAUAUCUGGAGUGGAUCUGUAAAGCAGAAGAAGUCAUACUCGCAGAGGACGAUGAUGGCACUGGAUCUCGCCGCAGGCCCAUCAUAAAGAAAAACAAAGCUGACCUGUUAAAUCCAGAAGGAGUAGAGGACCACAUGGGAGAUGCAGUUGGCUCACCUUUUGCUCGUGGGAGCAUAAAGAGUGGAAAGGGAGAUGGGACCGCAUUUAGCAAGAAAGAGCGACGUCUUCGCUUCUUCAUUCGAAAGAUUGUAAAGACUCAGGCGUUCUACUGGACUGUCCUCAGCCUGGUGGGACUCAACACACUGUGUGUGGCUGUGGUACACUACGAUCAGCCCGAACUACUGUCGGACUUCCUCUAUUAUGCUGAGUUCAUUUUCCUAGGCCUCUUUAUGUCAGAGAUGCUGAUUAAGAUGUACGGACUGGGGACGCGCCCUUAUUUCCACUCCUCUUUCAACUGUUUCGACUGUGCCGUCAUCGUUGGCAGCAUAUUUGAGGUGCUCUGGGCCAUGGUCAAACCGGGGACGUCCUUUGGAAUCAGCGUGUUACGAGCUCUCCGACUGCUUAGGAUCUUCAAAGUCACCAAAUACUGGGCAUCUUUGCGUAAUCUGGUAGUGUCGCUUCUGAACUCCAUGAAGUCCAUUAUCAGUUUACUUUUCCUUCUCUUCCUCUUCAUCGUGGUCUUUGCUCUUCUCGGGAUGCAGCUGUUCGGUGGACAGUUUAACUUUGAGCAAGGCACUCCUCCCACAAACUUUGAUACGUUCCCUGCUGCCAUUAUGACAGUGUUUCAGAUUCUAACCGGAGAGGAUUGGAAUGUAGUGAUGUAUGACGGGAUUAAGUCUCAGGGAGGGGUGGACAAAGGAAUGAUCUUCUCCGUAUUCUUCAUUGUCCUUACACUCUUUGGCAACUACACACUACUGAAUGUAUUCUUGGCUAUCGCUGUGGACAACUUGGCCAACGCUCAGGAACUAACUAAGGAUGAACAAGAAGAAGAGGAGGCCACAACACAAAAGAUUGCUCUCCAGAAAGCGAAAGAAGUGGCGGAAGUGAGCCCGAUGUCUGCUGCCAACCUGUCUAUAGCUGUAGUUACAGUAAAAUCUGAACGUAUCGAUGCCACAGACAGUUUACUGGACUGUAAAGAGCAGCAGAAGAACUCAAAAGGUUCCAAGACAGUGUGGGAGCAGCGCACAAAUGAGAUCCGCAGACAGAACCUGAUGACCAGCAGAGAGGCGCUUUACAAUGAACUUGAUGCAGAAGAUCACUGGAAGUUGAACUACCGCAACCGUCCUGACAUGAAGACACACUUGGACCGUCCACUAGUAGUUAAUCCUCAGGAGAACCGCAACAACAAUACCAACAAGCCCCGACCGGGUGAACCAAACCCCCAGGAGCUAAACCAGCAGCGGGGGGAAGAAUACCUGCAGCACCAGUCCCGAUACCACCACCAUCACAGUCAUCAUCAUCACCAUCACCAUCACCACCACUCCAGCCGCCAGUCCCUGCACCAGCCAGAGCUGGGGGAGGCAGGCUGUGAUUGUGCCCAGAGAGGAGACGAGGACAUGGAGGGCGCAGGGGAGCACAGGCGACCCCGACACCACCAGCACCGAAGGAGGGAUGAAGAUGGAGGGAGAAAACACAGAGAACACCACAGCAGAGGGACAGAGACAGUAGAAGAAGGGGAGGAGGAACAAGAGAAGAGGCAGAGGAGGCAUCGCCAUGGAAACCAUGGGGAUGGAGAUGGAAGGAGGGAUAGAGAACGGAGUCGACAGCACAGAGCUAGAAAGGAGGGUAGCUUAUCAAUGGCUCGUCCAGUUCAGCCAGGUCUUCCUCAUGCAGAGAGCCAGUACAGUGAAGAUCUGGACAACCUGCGCAAUAGCAGCAAGAUGGCCAUCCACGACCCUGACCCCGACUUUUACGACCCCUACUGUGACCCAGAUAAGGCCAAUAACCUGCUGAACCUGCGUGGACCAGAUUUCCAUGACAGCAGUCUUAUACUGACAGACUGCAGCAAAACCCCCAGUAAACUUGACCACACUGCCAUAGAUAUGCCUCCGAUUUACCCCUCAUUCAACGCCAAGUUACAAGUGAACAAGAAUGCCAACACCGAGCCAGCUAAAGGAGGAGAGAAGAAAGAAGAGGAGGAAGACGAUGGUGGCGAUGAAGAUGGCCCCAAACCCAUUCCCCCGUUCAGUUCCUGUUUCAUCCUAUCCACAACCAACCCGUUCCGAAGAUGUUGUCAUUACAUCCUGACGCUACGUUAUUUCGAGAUGUGUAUUCUGUCAGUCAUCGCUAUGAGCAGCAUUGCUUUAGCUGCGGAAGAUCCGGUGUGGCCGGAAUCACCUCGAAACAACGUAUUGCGUUACUUUGACUACGUCUUCACUGGGGUCUUCACCUUUGAGAUGCUCAUCAAGAUGGUGGUGUUAGGCAUGGUUUUGCACGAGGGCUCAUAUUUUCGUGACCUAUGGAACUUUCUGGACUUUGUAGUGGUUAGUGGUGCCCUGGUAGCCUUUGCCUUCACGAGCCUCUCUGGGGGGAGCAGUAAGGGGAAAGACAUCAGUGUCAUCAAAUCUCUGAGGGUUCUAAGGGUACUACGUCCCUUGAAGACCAUCAAACGUCUUCCCAAACUAAAAA
Messenger RNA from Carassius auratus (goldfish), 4135 nucleotides. Its product is annotated as voltage-dependent P/Q-type calcium channel subunit alpha-1A-like. Gene Ontology annotation, cellular component: voltage-gated calcium channel complex; neuronal cell body; membrane. The record is from RefSeq and is a predicted model, not a curated record. NCBI's taxonomy places the organism in Eukaryota, Metazoa, Chordata, Actinopteri, Cypriniformes, Cyprinidae. Gene Ontology annotation, biological process: calcium ion import across plasma membrane; chemical synaptic transmission. The transcript has 29 exons. Gene Ontology annotation, molecular function: high voltage-gated calcium channel activity. The annotation marks the transcript as partial.